GUAGGGGGCUGGCUGCUUGGGAGGGAGCUGAGGGGGGAUUUCAGCGGGUGUCAUUUACAAGGGACUGAGGUGACCGCAGGCGGCAGCGAGGGAAAAGAGGGGGCGUUGGGCUGCUCCUCUCUGCUGGGCACUGCUGCUCCGGUGGAUGUUUCCCUGUUGUUUGGUGCAUGAUUUAGAGAAGAGGAGGAGUUGGAACUAGAGGGUGUCAGAGGCAGGAGAUAGUGGGGUUGCGCUGCUGCCACCGCCGCCGGUGGGGGCCCUUUCUCUGCCUCUGCUCGCUGGGUGUAGCAUCUAGCGCUCUCCCGGCGUCGGCUGGGCUGUCCCCGGGUGGGGGCUCGCAGGCAGAGGGCGCGUGCCUCCCUCGCUCCGCGGUGCGGGGUGUGAGUGUGUGUGAGUGUGAGUGAGAGUUUUCGGGGGGUGGGGGUUGUGUCUGAACCAGUUAGGAAGAAUGACUCUGGAGUCCAUCAUGGCGUGCUGCCUGAGCGAGGAAGCCAAGGAAGCCAGGCGUAUCAACGAUGAGAUCGAGAGGCAGCUCCGCCGGGACAAGCGGGACGCCCGCCGGGAGCUCAAGCUGCUGCUGCUGGGUACUGGAGAAAGUGGCAAAAGCACAUUCAUCAAACAGAUGAGAAUCAUCCAUGGAUCAGGAUACUCUGAUGAAGACAAACGGGGCUUCACAAAACUUGUGUAUCAGAAUAUAUUUACAGCAAUGAAAGCUAUGAUCAGAGCUAUGGAUACACUCAAAAUCCCAUACAAAUAUGAACACAAUAAGGCCCAUGCACAGUUAGUUCGAGAAGUUGAUAUAGAGAAGGUGUCAGCAUUUGAAAAUCCCUACGUAGAUGCAAUAAAGAGUUUAUGGAAUGACCCUGGAAUCCAAGAGUGUUAUGACCGACGACGGGAGUAUCAGCUAUCGGACUCAACUAAAUACUAUCUCAACGACCUGGACCGUAUAGCAGAACCUGCCUAUCUGCCCACCCAACAAGACGUGCUUAGAGUUCGAGUCCCAACAACAGGGAUAAUUGAAUAUCCAUUUGACUUACAAAGCGUCAUUUUCAGAAUGGUGGAUGUGGGAGGCCAACGAUCAGAAAGAAGAAAAUGGAUACAUUGCUUUGAAAAUGUCACAUCUAUCAUGUUUCUAGUAGCCCUCAGUGAAUAUGACCAAGUACUCGUGGAGUCGGACAAUGAGAACCGAAUGGAGGAAAGCAAAGCACUGUUUAGGACAAUUAUCACAUAUCCAUGGUUUCAGAACUCUUCCGUCAUUCUGUUCUUAAAUAAAAAAGAUCUUCUAGAGGAGAAAAUUAUGUACUCCCAUCUAGUUGACUAUUUCCCAGAGUAUGAUGGACCACAACGAGAUGCACAGGCAGCACGAGAGUUCAUUUUGAAGAUGUUCGUAGAUCUGAAUCCAGACAGUGACAAAAUUAUCUACUCCCACUUCACGUGCGCUACAGACACAGAGAAUAUCCGCUUCGUCUUUGCUGCUGUCAAGGACACUAUUCUACAGUUAAACCUGAAGGAGUACAACCUGGUCUAACUGUGCCUAGUAGCCCCCCAAAAUUCCCUUUGGGCAAUUGAAGAUGUACAAGAGGGACUGUAUUAUCUGUGAAAACGACUUGCAUAAUACUAAUUUAUUGCCGGCCUGGACUCUGUGAAUGGUCACAGAGUUUGUAGUAAAUAUUAUGAUUUUAUUUAAACUAUAUUGAGGAAAAACAAAAGAUGCUGAAAUACAUUCACAGCAUGUUUCCUCAUUUUUUAGGCAAAACCUUGUGACUCAAUGUAUUUUAAAUUCUCAGUCAUGCACUCGCAAAGGAUGGGGGGGUUUCUAUUGAGGGAAAAUCAAACUGGCUUCCCCUUUCCAUUGGUUUUUUUUUUCAUCCUCACUCUCUACCCCUUCCUACGCUACAUUUUAUUAUUGUUUUCAAAGGUACAAUGGCCUUUUUUUCCUAGUUGCAUUCCUUGAUAAACUGUUUUCUCUACAGUGAUCUGAUCAGGAAAAUAUUAUCAUCACAAUUUAAGCCAUCAGUCAUUCUUAUGUUACAGUAUUUACUUUUUCUAAAAAAUUAAAAGUAUUGAUACUGCGAUUUUAAAAUUCUUGACAUGGAUAUUUUGCAAACUGUCUUCAUGCUGUGGGCUAGAAUACUGGGAUCACAAAUAGCAGUUGUGGUAACAUGGAUUUUAACUUUAGCUAUAACAUGGCACAUCAAAAUGAUGCAUAGAAGGCAGUAAUGAAAUGACUAAGGCAAAAUGGCAAUGUGAAAUAUGACAAUUGAUUUUAAUUGCUCUGUGCCAUUUCUUUUCUUUUCUUUUCUUUUCUUUUCUUUUCUUUUCUUUUCAAUCACAGAUGCCAAACAAAAAUGCCAUAGACACUACGUUUUCCCUAGUAGCUACAGCCUGAAAUAUUGUUUUUUCAAGUUGGUUUUAUUUGUUUUACUUUUUUGUUUUGUUUUGUUUGUUUUAGUUAGAGCUUUUAAAAUAUUUUGACCACAACUUUAACAUAUUUUAUUGUAUUAAAAUCAUGUUGCCAAACCUGGCUUUUUAUAAAACUAAUAGCUUUGAAAUGUAAGAUACUAAUUCAAAUGCCAAAUUGAUUCAUUGGGAAAUGGCCUGAUUGAGGCAACUGCCAAAUGAUAAAAAAAUUAAUGUUUUAGCUCAGAUGUUCCCUUUGUUAAGGAAGUAUUCCAUUUUCAAUGCCAAAAACAGCAGCAUGAGUGAAAAUGCUGUUAAGUGCAUCAUGCACGUGCAUAUUUUCUAUGCUAAUUUAAAGACAAUUUUAGUCUGUCCUUAUCUCAAAGAUAGUAUGAGAAUACAAAGGACAUUUUCUGCAGUAAUAUCAAGGCACCUUUAGUUGUGAAACAUGAAAUUACUAAUGAGUAAUAAUCACAUUCAGAAACCUGUCUUGAUACAAUUGCUUAUUAAUUGAUAAACAGAUAUCUAAUAGGCUUAAUACAAAGUAGCCUCUCUGUGUUCCAUAGAAAGAUUUAUUAAUGUAAACACAAGAGCAAAAACCUUACUUUUGAACUCUAAAUGUGCAAUUUUUUAAAACAAGAACAAAAACAGCACACACAUUUAUGGGCCUCAUUCUGCAGGUUGGGGUGAAAAAAAAUGUAACCAGUCAUAUGAUCACUAGAGAGCUGCAGAGAACUCAAGAGGUCUGACAUCAGUUGGACUGAUUAUCUGCAAUACCAUGCAGCACUAGAGUGCACUUAUGUAGAAAUUGCUUCUUCAGAACAGUGAUUGGAGGGGGGUAGGGAGGGGGGGAGAAUGGCUUACUAGUUGAGUACCAAAGUUAACAAUAAAUACUAAUGAAAUGUGGUUCAUCUUUAAUCCCUCCCAGCCCCAAAACAACAAUAACAAAAGUUGUAUUUUUUUCUCUCUCAUGAGACACCAUGUAAAAACUGGUUGUAGGUAUAGUGCAAUUAUGAAAGCUAUAAUCAUUGUACAUACACACACACACACACACACACACACAGACAGGUGUGUGUGGCAACAUCCAUACUGGCUUUGUAAUCAUUAAUUUUUUGGCAGAUUGAAUGUGCUGUAUUGAUAUGUAUCUAUGUAAUUGUAUUGUAUGUCUUAUAGCUAAUUCACAUUUUAAAUAAUGUUAUUUUAUUUACUUUUUUAAGAGAGAAGAAUGUAAAUUUUGUCAGUUUAUUUCUGACUAGGGAUUUUUUUAUUUACAAAACAAAAUACUUUACUAUAGUACAGAGCGGUACUAGCAUCAUGCUGUAUAAAACCAUUUGCACAUUCCUGAGUAGAAAGAAAUUGAAAACAACACCCAGAGGUCACACUCUCAAAAUAAUGCUUGAGUUUUGACAGGGCUUUGUAUAGAUGUAGAAACCACCUGUUAGAAGAUCUUUUGCCAUAUGACCUAGGAUUGGAAUGUGAGCUCUUUAAUAUGAAUUUUUUGGCAAAUGCGCAGCAGGUUAGUCUUACCUCUCUGAUAGCUUUUAUUAGAAAAGUGGAUUUAGAAGCUAUUGUAGCCUAUUGUACAAAUGUACUAACAGUUAUAUAUCACCACUUCCCUAAAAUAUGAAAAAGCAUAAUAGAGAACUCCAAUGGGAUAGUGUUUGAAAGGUUAUGAAAAUCUUAAAUGUAACAAAACAAAAAAGUCACCAGUGUCCAGUGAGUCAAGGUAUUUUAUUUAUAAAUAAAGCUACAGCAGGUAGAUACCGCAUAUAAAAAGUGACACUGAAGUUCUAAAUGGACAAUCAGAAGUUAGUUUUGUUAUACAGUAUACGGCAUUAUAAAAUUGUUCUUUAAUUUUCUAUAAACACAAUUGAGUUUCUGUUUCCAUUGUUGAUUCUGGGGUACAUGAUAAUAUCCCUUCUUUUAAGAUAGGAAUAGAAUGACAAUCCCAGAUUUGGUGAUCUAAAUGGAAUUGUAGGAAAUAGAGACCACGAGAGCCUAAAAGAGGUCUUAUUGUGCUUGUUUUGUUUAUGGAUUUUUUUUCCAAGGGCUUGGGCUGGAGUGGGAGGGAAGAGUUGAUUCUAAGUUUUGUAUAAAACCAAACCCUCCCCCCACAACCAAAAAAACCCACAAAAGUUUACUUUGUAGUUAUAUUGUGAUUGCCAAAGUUUUCCAGUGUGUGUGCCGCUGGGAUACUUCUGGUAUGCUUUAGGUAAUUUGGACUUGUGGCAAACAUUUAGAUCAUUUGAUCAUGUUCGGGAAGGAGGGAAAAUCUUCAAAAUGCCAAGGCAGCUUUUCAUGAAUCACCUAACACAUCAUUCAGUAUUCCAGUUUACAGAAAACAUCUUUUCUUUUUUAAAUGACACAGUUGUUCCCACUUGCAAUAUAAUCCUUUGCUGUUUUUAUUUUUUGUUUUUUGUUUCAUUUUGUUUGUUGUUGGGGUUUUUUUGGUUUCUACUAUGCCUUAUAGAGCAGACGUUUGUGCCUCUAAUAUGAAGCUGAGGGCAAAAAACAACAAAACAAAAACCCUUUCAACUUUGCCAAAACAAUGUGAUUUUGUUGAAUGUCGUAGCUUGGGGAGGAGGGAAAGAAAACCUCUUGGAAACUUGUGUAUACUAGAAGUUCACUAGCACAAGAAAGCUGUAAUAUGUGUUUUACAAAAACCAUAAACUUGCCUUUUUCACAAAUUAACUGGCACUGUCCUGAGGUAGAGGAUAAGUAUAGCUAUAAGGGCAGUUUUACUUUUUAUAAUUAAGACUAUUUUGAUUGUCAAGGUGUAUGAACUGUAAUUUUAAUCAUACUGCCACAUGAUUGUAAACCAUAAUUUUUUUUAAGUUUGAAAGUUGAGAAGAGACGUUUUAUGCUGGAUAUCAGUCAGAAUUGACUGUGUGAUUUGCAAAAACUUUAAAUGGGGGGUAAAGGGCUGCAUAUUAAGAUACUGCUAAACUCCCAGCUUUUGGUUGUAAGAUGUAAAUGACCUUCAAAGUACUCACUGUCAUGACCCCUUCCCUUGUUUUGCAUUCCUCACAAAAGAUUGAAAUAAUAGGAAAACACAAAAACAUGUUAACCCACUCGAAGAAAAUAAAAUGUACCCAAA
Molecule: messenger RNA, 5497 nt
Organism: Pelodiscus sinensis (Chinese soft-shelled turtle)
Lineage: Eukaryota; Metazoa; Chordata; Testudines; Trionychidae
Product: guanine nucleotide-binding protein G(q) subunit alpha
Biological process (GO): adenylate cyclase-activating G protein-coupled receptor signaling pathway; glutamate receptor signaling pathway
Cellular component (GO): heterotrimeric G-protein complex; cytoplasm
Molecular function (GO): G protein-coupled receptor binding; G-protein beta/gamma-subunit complex binding; guanyl nucleotide binding
Source: RefSeq, a predicted model, not a curated record